Messenger RNA from Arachis stenosperma, 759 nucleotides. RefSeq names its product pathogen-related protein-like. NCBI's taxonomy places the organism in Eukaryota, Viridiplantae, Streptophyta, Magnoliopsida, Fabales, Fabaceae. The transcript has 4 exons. The record is from RefSeq and is a predicted model, not a curated record. Bases 1 to 759 code for a protein of 252 amino acids.
AUGGCUGAGAAAGGAGGAGAUUCAGGAAAUGAAGAGAAGAAGGCGGUGGUCUAUGGAGACAAGUACCGUACGAUUCUGGAAGAUGAAGUUCACAACACUCACUGGAGGCAUGGUGGCCCUCCUCUUUUCGAUGCCGUUAACAAGCUCUUUGAACAAGGCCGAACCAAGGAGUGGCCUAAAGGGUCAUUAGAGGAAACGGUUCAAAAUGCAGUGAAGUUGUGGGAAAUGGAACUUUCUCAUAAGACUCGCUUGCAAGACUUCAGGAGCAUAAAUCCGGACAAGUUCAUGCUUUCUGUCAAUGGAAGAAAAGGGUUGAAUGGAGAAGAAACUCUGAGGCUUGGAAGCUACAAUGCCCUUUUGAAGAACACACUUCCAGAGCAGUUUCAGUUCUACAAAGCAUCAGAAGAGACAUAUGAGUCUUCACAUGAAGCCUUCCGUACGGCCAUGCCACGUGGCUUUGCUUGGGAAGUGAUAAAGGUGUAUUCAGGACCUCCUCUUGUAACUUACAAGUUCAGGCAUUGGGGCUUCUUUGAAGGUCCCUUCAGAGGACAUGCUCCUACUGGAGAAAUGGUUGAGUUCUUUGGCAUUGGUGUUAUGAAGGUUGAUGAGACUUUGAGAGCUGAAGAGGUUGAAAUUUAUUAUGAUCCAAGUGACAUAUUCGGUGUUCUACUCAAGGGACACCCUCAAGAUGACAACAAAGCAAUGCAGCAUCUUCAUCAAGAUUCAAAACACACCCACUCUUGCCCCUUUGCAAACUAG